This is a messenger RNA of Physella acuta, 1865 nucleotides long. RefSeq names its product UPF0561 protein C2orf68 homolog. NCBI's taxonomy places the organism in Eukaryota, Metazoa, Mollusca, Gastropoda, Physidae. The record is from RefSeq and is a predicted model, not a curated record.
UUAAAUUACUUGAUAAAAAACAUAAUAUCAUUAAGUAAUAUUUAUAUGAAUCUAUUUAUAUUUAGCUUUUCGAAACAAUUAUAGACUUAUGAAUAUGCAAGAACAACAACCUAAACAAAGAAUUGAUAUGGCUCAUGGUUUUAUUAAAUCAGUGAUUCGCAAUCAAAUCGACAGGGAUAAUUAUGACAAAGAAGUAAAAGCCAAACAGCAACACGGAAAAUUUCACAUGAAGCCUCACAGUCAUACAUCUAAACAGAAGAAACCAGAAAUACAGACCUAUAUACCCCCACAAAGAUCUAAGAAAGAAUUAAAGCAUUUAUACAUACUUGAAUAUGAGCACAAAGAUGGCGAAGUCUUCCCAAUUCAUGUUGCUAAAACUGAUAUACCAGAAGAGGUUGCCAAAGUAAUAGGUGAAAAGUUUGACCUUCCUGAAGCUUUUGUUGAUGCACUUGCUCAACAAAUACAUAAAGAAAUGUUGAAGCGUACGAUAUGAAAGAAAAGUUUUAAUAGCUUAGCAAUCCAGUAAAAUGUUGGCAGUAUUAAUUCUGUAUCAACUUGGUAGUUGUAAUACUUCAUUGUAAUCACUAGCAGUUUUUACUGAACUUCUUAGUUGUGGUUCUUAAUAUCCUGAACAAACAGUAAGUUGGUGUUCUGACCAAUAGAUGGAUUAAACUAGGAUAUUUAAAGUUAAAGUGAAAUCCAAUUAAUGUGCAUCUUAUGUCAGAAGCAUGGGAAACAAAUGAAGUUAACUUGUAUCACAUUACAGUUAAUAGAAACUCGUUAAAUUAGAAUUUACUACAGGUACAAUAGUCAGUAUUUGUUAAUAUUGCUACUCCAUCUUUCUCCCCUCCACUCCCUGCACAACUUUUAAUAAAAAAUGUGUUAAUGGAUUAGUUGCAUUGACUUAAAAGCAAUAUUUUUAGAUGUUUAAUAUAUACAUUUGUGGACUGCUGAUUUUAAUUUAAUGUUAUUAUUAGGAAAGAAAGUAAAAAGCUAUGUAACAUAACAGUGGCUAUAUUUGCAGAUCCAAGUAUUAAUUCACAAUAAUUAAAAAUAUAUUGAACUAUAAUUUAAUGAUUGGCUAAACCCUCUUAUAAAAUAGGUUUUUUUUUAUAUUUCAUUUUUUUUUCCCAAAAUUGAAUGUUGAAACAUGUUACCUUGUUAGCAGGAACUUAAUUUUCAGUCUGUUUUCUACCUAGAUUUUCCUCUAAUUACAAGUGCCUUUGAUUCAUUUGCACAACCAUUACUUAUGCUUUAUGCCUCCUCCUAUGCUACAAAAUAAAGGCAUAAAUAUUUUACUGCAUUUAACUUUAAAAAGGGAAUCAGAAAUCAACUGGUUAGGAGCCAAUGUGUUUAUGAAUCUACUAAGACUUGGUAAACUUAUGUUUUCCAUAAUCUGUGAUUAUCAUUGAUUAUGCAUGUUUUGUAUAUUAUAACUACUUCCUCGCUCCUGGAUAAACUGUGCAAUACUUCAUUAUGAUCACCAUUUGUGUGCAAUUUCUGAAAAACUCUGAAAAUUUUAUAUUUUGAAUACAUAAGGUAUACAAUUAAAUUUCAAGCUUAUGCAGAUCUGUUACAGAUCAUAAGUAAGGGUACUCAAUCUUUUUUAUAUUAGCAGACUUCGCACCCUAUGGAUUGUUUGGCCAAGUGUUAUUUUUCCUCUAGGACUUUGACACGUAUGGUUCAGUAUAACAUUUAUUUCAUUAACAACAAACAUAAUGGUCUAAACCUCUUUGGGUUAAAACAUCCCUAGAAUAAUUUUUGAUAUCAGUUUAUGCUCUCUGAUAGGUUGAGAAAUUUGUUGAUGUUAUUUUUGUUAUGAGAUGUAUACUAACAUUGUUUUAUGAAUAAAACUUUAUGCCAUG